Messenger RNA from Cryptotermes secundus, 1273 nucleotides. Its product is annotated as protein ANTAGONIST OF LIKE HETEROCHROMATIN PROTEIN 1. The record is from RefSeq and is a predicted model, not a curated record. The transcript has 2 exons. NCBI's taxonomy places the organism in Eukaryota, Metazoa, Arthropoda, Insecta, Blattodea, Kalotermitidae. The coding region runs from base 6 to 1172 and encodes 388 amino acids.
UCACGAUGAUCACGAUGACCACAGUAAUGUUACAAAUGGCUGUCGGAGUGGAGGAUGUGAAGGAGGCUCUUUUAAAUUUUGCUUUGACGGAACUUUCUGAGUCACCAACUAAUCAUGUGUACACUUUUAUUAAAUCUGAAAUGGGAGCACAUCGUCAUCAUAUUUUAACAUCACUGCUUGCAGCAAGGGAUAGCGCAGAAAACAAGCUCGAAGAGAACACUGAACGGCAACAAACACCUGGCGCAAAUUACGAAACUCUUGUAACAUGCAGAGAUUCUGAUUUCAAAACGUAUUUCAGGAUGAACAGAAAUACUAUUCAAAGUCUGACUCGCAUUAUUGGAAAGAGGUUAAUGGCAUCUGCUGAAGCAGUUCAUCCAUUAAUUCCCGUUGAAAAGAAAGUUCUUUUGACAGCAUGGCUCAUGGGCAACAAUCAGUCAUACAUGGCUGCAGCAAAAUUAUUUGAAGUGAGCAAAGGGACUGUUUAUCGAAUAUUCCAUCAUAUUUGUAGUGAAUUGACCAUCUUAGCUGGGAAGUACAUCCAAUGGCCAGACCCAAAUGAGUGUGAUGAAAUAUCAGCCUCUUUUGAAAACAAACACGGUUUUCCGGGCGUUAUCGGCGUGAUUGGUGCUUGCCACAUUGAGAUAAGGGAACCGGAGGCACAAGAAGAAGCCGCUAGAUUUAAGAACGAACAAACGGGACAGUACACCGUUAUCUUGCAGGCAGUUUGUGACGACAGACUGCUGUUUCGUGAUGUGUGUGCCGGAUUCCCCGGACAGACAAGCAAGUUGAGGGUCCUUAUUGGAAGUCCUCUAUAUACUCGACUGUCGAGUCGCACAGACCCUUUGAUUGAGCCUCAUAAACAUAUCCUUGGGAGUUCUGAUUACCCACAGUUAUCAACCCUGUUGACUCCGUACAGCUCGAAUGCCGAUGGACAUCCACUUAGCAAGCAAGAACUGAAAUUCAACAGUCUCCACCAGACAGCCAGGUCUGUAGUAGAAGAAGCUUUUGAAAUGCUGAAGAAGCGGUUUCAGAGAUUGCGGUUUAUUGACGUAUCUCGCACUGAGUUGGCAAGCAAAGUAGUUGUGGCAGCAUGCGUACUACAUAAUUUUGCUCUAAUGCAUGGAGACGAGUUUACAGACGAGCAUUACAAGAACACAGACAAGAAAAUCUGACUUAGUAUGUGCUUCAUGUAGUUAUGUUCAGAGUGUUUUGACAAUGAUGGUGUAAUUACAUAGAAUUUUACUUCUGUAAAACACUUCUAUUUACCACAGCA